This is a messenger RNA of Phyllostomus discolor (pale spear-nosed bat), 718 nucleotides long. RefSeq names its product IQ domain-containing protein F5-like. The coding region runs from base 1 to 708 and encodes 235 amino acids. The record is from RefSeq and is a predicted model, not a curated record. NCBI's taxonomy places the organism in Eukaryota, Metazoa, Chordata, Mammalia, Chiroptera, Phyllostomidae. The transcript is spliced from 4 exons. Gene Ontology annotation, molecular function: calmodulin binding.
AUGAGGGGACACCCGGCACCUGCAUCCUCUGGGGAGCCCCGGAGGCGGGCCAAGGGCGGGGAGGCGGGCCAGCCUGAAGAAGUGGAACGCUCUGCAGCCGGGCCUCCUCAGCUCAUUUUCCUGCAGGACGAGGAGUUCAUCAGCUCAUCCUUGUCAUCUCUGGCCUCGGAGGAGAAGGUGGAGGCUGGCAAGCCGAAGGAGGCUGAGGCGAAGGGCUUGGGUAACGCUGAAGAGAGCCCCAGAGAAGGAGAUCCCAAAAGUAAGGAAGAUCCCAAAAACAAGCCCCUCCCCGAUAAUCCGGAGGUGGUAACGAUCCAGGCCUGGUGGCGGGGCACCCUGGUGCGCCGGACGCUGCUGCACGCGGCGGUCAGCGUGACGGUCAUCCAGCGCUGGUGGAGGUGGCUGCAGGCCUCGCGGCUGGAGCGGCGGCGGCGGAAGGCGCUGGAGGCCUUCGCGCAGAAGGAGUGGGCGGCGGUCAGGCUGCAGGCCUGGGUCCGCAUGUGGCGCAUCCGCCUGCGCUACUGCCGCCUGCUGCACGCCGCCCGCGUCAUCCAGGGCUACUGGAGGUGCCACGCCUGCGCUUCCCGGGGCUUCGUUAGCGGCCACUACAGGGUCAUGGCCAACCAGCUGCAUCUCGAGCUGGAGAUCGUGCUGGGCUCAGAGCCUUGCUUCGUGUCAGAGUGUAUUCCCCUCCCAAUAAAGCAGUGAAGCGGUCUUU